AUGACUCUCCCUCAAGAUCCCAAGGAGAGAGCCACCACUUCAUCCUUACUUCAUGGACCUCUUCGUCUCAACUUCAGUGGGGAGUCAGCACGCGAACGCGCCAAAGGCAAUCGCCCAGACAAAGUCUACAGGUGGUCCCACGAGAAGAACGGUACACUGGCCAGUAAUGUCUCCAGAGUGAAGCAUGUCGUGCAUGCCGACAACCAAGACCUCAUACUACAAGAUCACAACGCUUUCCAAGGGCGUGGUACCCUCCAAGCGCCUCUGGAUUUCACGAAGGAGCGCAUAAUGAAACAUCUCGACGCAAGGAUGACCGGACCCAAUCCUACUCCGUUCAUUUCCACAACUAGUAGGCUCGCACUGGCCGAGAAGAAGGUGAAACAUCUACAUGACAAGACCAGGAAGGUUCCGCGCUGUCUCGUCGUCACAUCCCUUGACAUCUCCAAGAUUGUCCCUGCGACUCUCACAGCCAAUAUGACGACUACCACUAAUGGGCACACGACCGAGCACAAGGACACCGACCACAUUGAAGAAAAGGUAUACGAUGACCUGGAGAUCCCGAUAUGGGUUCUUUUCCAAGAUGAUUACGAAGGACCUGCACACGAGCGCCCGGACUGUGAGGUCAACGACGUCUUGGAUGCUGGCGGUAUCUUCUGGUUCUCAGUGAAUGAGUUGAAGGUGUCGGAUCUGCGUGUAUGGGCGGGCGACGACCACAGGGGUGAAUGGUUAGCCGUCAGCAGCAUCCCCAAAUCUCUCAUCGUCAGAGCUAUGCCCUUCGAUGGCAUGGUUCUGCACACAUCGAAGACCGCCGAAGUCAUCCAAGCCCGCGGUAGCCCGGAACCCUAUCUUUGGAAUCAUGACAACGUCUGUUGGGAUCACAUGCCGGGUCACACCAAGCACAGCGAUCUCGCGGACUACCGUCCUUAUCGUGAUUCGAAGUUUGGCGAUAAGCGGAUCAACGAUGAUGCAAAGAUCGCCGCUGCGAUGACAGAGAACAUCAUGACCAACUUCAAGCGUUUCAGACGUGCCAACAUCGAUGAUGCUGUGCGCCCUGAUGCCGCAAAUGACUUGGACGACGCAGCUACUCGAACACCCGAGAACAUGUCGAUUGAAGUAGUCAUCACUGAUCCUCUGCUUGCACGGCACAGGUUCGUACUUCGUCCCCAAGAUUACGAGUCUUGA
This is a messenger RNA of Alternaria ventricosa, 1182 nucleotides long. RefSeq lists its product as uncharacterized. The coding region runs from base 1 to 1182 and encodes 393 amino acids. NCBI's taxonomy places the organism in Eukaryota, Fungi, Ascomycota, Dothideomycetes, Pleosporales, Pleosporaceae. The transcript is spliced from 3 exons. The record is from RefSeq and is a predicted model, not a curated record.